UAUGGAUUAGGGUCUCGUUAAAUCAGUGUGAUUAUCAAAAGUGUUAGGGAUUAGGGUCUCGUUAGAUCAGUGUGAUUAUCAAAUGUGUUAGGGAUUAGAGUCACGUUAGAUCAGUGUGAUUAUCAAAUGUGUUAGGGAUUACAGUCACGUUAGAUCAGUGUGAUUAUCAAAUGUGUUAGGGAUUAGAGUCACGUUAGAUCAGUGUGAUUAUCAAAUGUGUUAGGGAUUAGAGUCACGUUAGAUCAGUGUGAUUAUCAAACAAAGAACACGAAACAUGGAAUUGUGGAUGUGCAGAAAAUUACAAAAGUUGGAAAUGAGUAAACGACAAACAAAUACAAACAGUUCGCAAACUGAAGGGCCACAAAAGAAAAAGGAAAAACUACAAUGUGAAAUAUGUAGCAAAACUUUCACAAAACAAAAAAACUUGAAAAGACAUAAGAAAAAUGAUCACGACACUAAACCCAAGGACGAAAAGGCGACUUGUUACAUCUGUAAUCAAACCUUCUCAAGAAAGGAUUCGCUCAAAAGACAUGUACAAAAAAAACACCUCAAUACACAGCAGACGGCCUUAGAAGGUUCCGUCGUGGUGAACAAGUAUGAACUCAAGGAGGAAAACAAAAUGGAUGCUGCUCUGGCUUUAGAAUAUUUCAAAGACAAAUUAGUGGAAGAUAUUCAAAGUUUUAUAAAAAAUCAAGGCUCACUAAAGGCUUACGUCGCUUUGCAAAUUAAAUUCACCAAAGAUGUAAAGGACGGUGUUGUAGAGUCUCAACCAUUUUUCAGAAGUGCCAAUUUCAUAGUGUUAAAAAAAGGGGACGAAAUAAAAAAGUCCGGCCUUGUGGUAUUAGAAAAUGAAGUGAGCAUUUUAAAACAAAAGCUGGGCAAUGCUUUUCUGAAAAUUUUAGACUCCAUCGCCAAAUAUCAACGUGAAGGAAGCAACUGGACCCUGAAAGAAGUGUCAGAAGUACAAAUUCAUAUUGUUCAUUAUAAGCCACUGCUUGGAUCUUCUUACAUCGAAACACCUGCGCAGCUUCGAAAAGGGGCAAUAAUUAAUGUUCAGAAUAAUGACAAUGAAUGUUUUAAAUGGAGCAUAUUGGCUGCUUUACAUAAUCGUGAAAAAGAUGGUCAAAGAGUUUCUUAUUAUAGAAAUUCGCAUUUUCCUCUAAAUUUUGAAGGCUUAACUUUCCCUAUAAAGAUUGAAGAUGUUCAAACAUUUGAAAAUCAAAAUGACUACUCUAUAAAUGUACUUGGCUAUGACAAGAACUUUAAUUUUAAACCUCUGCACAUUACAGAGAAAAGACAAGCACAAAAACACAUCAAUCUUCUUCUAAUUACUGAGGGAGACAAGGGACAUUACUGCUGGAUAAAAAAAUGGUCCAGACUUAUGGGAAACCAGAAGAAGGAUAGAAACAGUCAUAAUUAUUGUCACUUUUGUUUUUAUCACUCCAAAGAUGAGGGUAGAGUUGAGGAGCACAUUCAGACGUGUCGAGCUUACAAUGGCCAAAUAUUUAAGUUGCCCGAAAAGGAUAAAAAUUUACUUUCCUAUAGAACUAAAGGAAUGGAUAAGCGUCUUCAAGUCCCCGUUGUCAUUUAUGCAGAUUUUGAAUGUAUUCUAUCUCCAGUAGAGAAUGAUCUGAAAAAGAAGCAAAGUCAAACACUUAAUGUUCACAAACCUUGUGGCUAUGCUUACAAAGUUGUGGGAAUAACAGAAAAGCUAACAAAACGCUUUAAAUGUUACACAGGGGCUGAUGCUGCAGAAAAGUUUAUUUACGCUAUGAAAAAGGAAGAAAAAUGGUUUCGUAAGAUUUCCAGUAGCCCUAAAGAAAUGAUUUGGACUAGUGAAGAUGAAAUCCAGUUUGAAAAAGCUACUGUAUGUUUUCUUUGCAAAAAAUCUUUUCAGAAGACCGAGUGUAAAAAAAAAGUCAGGGAUCAUUGCCAUUAUACUGGGGCAUUCAGGGGGGCCGCUCACAGUGAAUGCAACAUUAAUUAUAGAAAAAGAAAUUUUCUCCCAGUUGUGUUUCACAAUUUACGUCGAUAUGACAGUCACAUAAUUAUGCAAGCUUUACAUGUUUGGAAAAAUGUGAGGAUUGAAUGCAUACCACUCAGCAUUGAACAAUUUAUGUCUUUCAGGCUCAACUCUUUGCGAUUUAUUGACUCAAAUCUCUUCUUAAGCGCUUCGUUAGAAAAACUUGUUCAAAAUCUUGUUGAUGCUCAGGUUGAUAGUACAGAAAUAUUUAAGCAUACUUUAGAGAUGACAGGGAAAGAUGCAGAUCUUCUGAAGUUGUUACAAAGAAAACAAGUGUAUCCAUAUGAAUACUUUACUCAAUUGGAAGUUUUCAAGGAAAAACGUUUACCUCCUAAAACAGGUUUUUAUAAUAGCCUUAAAAAUGAGCCUAUCAAUGAAAAGGAUUAUGCGCAUGCUCAGGAAGUAUGGAAAGCAUUCAAUUUAAAAACACUCGAAGAUUAUCAUAAUUUGUAUGUUAAAACAGACGUAGCACUUCUGGCUGAUGUAUUUGAACAUUUUCGCAAAACUUCAUUACAGCAGUAUAGUCUGGAUCCUGCACAUUUUUAUUCUACUCCAGGACUUGCAUGGCAGGCAGCACUCAUGAAAUCAGAUGUAGAACUGGAACUUCUAACAGACGCAGAUAUGUUUGAAAUGAUAGAAAGUGGUAAAAGAGGAGGUGUGGCAAUGAUAUCCAAGCGAUACUCUGAAGCAAACAACUCAACAAUGUCUGAAGCAAGUAAUCCAACAAUGUCUGAAGAGACACAUUCUGAAGCAAACAAUUCAACAAUGUCUGAAGAGACACAUUCUGAAGCAAACAAUUCAACAAUGUCUGAAGAGACACAUUCUGAAGCAAACAAUUCAACAAUGUCUGAAGAGACACAUUCUGAAGCAAACAAUUCAACAAUGUCUGAAAUCACGAACAAAUUUGACAAGACAAAGAGAAAGUGGAUAAUUUAUUUAGAUGCUAACAAUUUGUAUGGCUGGGCCAUGUCUCAACCACUGCCACUAAAAGAUUUUAAAUGGCUUACAGAAGAAGACAUUUCCAGCCUCGAUAUCAAUAACAUUAGCGACGAUGCAGAAACAGGUUACAUUCUUGAAGUAGAUUUAGAGUACCCUGAGGAGCUUCAUGACCAACACAAUGACUUUCCACUAGCACCUGAAAAAAUUAAUUUAACAAAGGAAAUGUUGUCGCCUUAUUGCAAAACACUUUUAGACAAAUUUCACAUAAAAGAACCCAGUGGAGAUAAACUGAUCCCUAAUUUAAUGAACAAAGAAAAAUAUGUUGUUCAUUAUCGAACUCUGAAACUGUAUCUCAAACUUGGAAUGAAAUUAACCAAAGUUCAUCGUGUUAUAUCAUUUCAUCAAACAGCUUGGCUCAAACCUUACAUUGAUUUUAACACAGAGAAAAGAAAGCAGUCAUCAGACGUCUCACAAAAAGAUUUUUUUAAACUAAUGAACAACAGUGUUUACGGCAAAACAUUGGAAAAUGUUCGAAAGUAUAAAAAUGUAAAGUUAGUAACUGAUAAUGAAAAGUUAAAAAAACUUACCUGCAAACCUCUGUAUGAAUGUUUUAGAAUCAUCAACAAAGAUCUUGUUGCUGUUGAGCUUAGACAACGAACAGUAAAACUGGAUAAACCCAUACAUGUAGGAGUUACUGUUCUUGACUUGGCCAAAGCUUUUAUCUAUAAAUUUCACUACUGUCACAUCAAACAGAAAUAUGGGGAAAAAGCCAAACUUUUAUUUACAGACACAGACUCGCUGUGUUAUGAAAUAGAGACCGAAGACAUUUACUCCGACAUGCAAAAAGAUAGUGAUCUGUACGACUUCUCCAACUACCCAAAGGAUCACCCUCUCUAUGAUGAGCACAACAAGAACGUCGUAGGUAAAAUGAAGGACGAGACUCAGAGUGUUCCAGUAGAAGCUUUUGUAGCUCUGCGACCCAAAAUGUACUGUCUAAAGUACGGGGAUUCUGAAAAGAAGGUAGCUCAGGGUGUAAGCAUAGAAAUUCAGCAACAGACAUUUCGAUUUGAUGAUUACAAGGGCUGUUUAUUCAACCAAGUACAGCAGCAAGCCGUAACCACAAGCAUUCAAAGCAAACAGCACAAACUCAGCACCGUCAGCAAGGUCAGGGUCACGCUCUCACCAUACGACGACAAAAGAUUUAUCUUACCAGGUGGCAUUGAAAGUCGAGCUUACGGUCAUAAGUUAAAUGAAAAUUCACCCGAAACAGUCAGUGCUUAGCAUUAUCAAAUCAAAUGCAUUCUUAGUGGCUACUCAAAGAAAUAUGAAAUGUGGUCAUUGUUUUUCUUAUUUUGCUUCUGCUGUGAAAGGGAAUGCAUGCUUUUGAUAGAGAUUUGGUUAAAUUUCAUAUAGUCUACACUUCCAAUGAUACAAUCAUAUUCAUAUAAGACAAAAAAAAACAACAUGCAGCCAGAUAAUUAGUCAGUGAUAUAUUUUAAAUAUUGAUUUAGAACAAUCUUUUUUUUUAUCAAAUCUUCAAUUUUCCAGAAUUGUUCAUUUUCAUAUGCAUAAUAGUUAUAAAUUUAAUAAUCAUAUUCUAAAUGAAACAGUAGCCUAUGUGUAAAAAAUGUUUUUGCUUAGGCUAAAUCAUAAUACAUUGUUAGCCAGCUUUAGUUUGGUUACUUUUGACAUUAUAAGUUUUCAUAAUUGUGUAUAUUAGCUUCUAAAUGUAUAUUUAAUGAGUCGGCCAUAAGUUUAGGAUGUUAGUAUCUGAAUUUACAUUUAGCAAAUAUGUUAUUAAUUGUGUAUGUUAGCGUCUGAUUAUAUUUACAUGCCCAGCCAUUAUAUCUAAUUGUGUAAGUUGACAUCUGAAUGUAUAUGAACUCUAUAAUUGACUAAUUGAUUAUCUUAGUAUGUGGCUCUAGCAUGUCUCUUUGUCUUGGUAUAUGUUUGGGUUAUACUCCUCUCAAGAACUCAUCGCUAUGUGUUUCUACAGCAAUGCUAUCAAAUAAAGCUAUUGGUGAUUUCACCCACACAA
This is a messenger RNA of Biomphalaria glabrata, 5000 nucleotides long. RefSeq lists its product as uncharacterized. Bases 275 to 4243 code for a protein of 1322 amino acids. The record is from RefSeq and is a predicted model, not a curated record. NCBI's taxonomy places the organism in Eukaryota, Metazoa, Mollusca, Gastropoda, Planorbidae. The transcript is spliced from 2 exons.